GGUAUAUAGGAGCAACUAUACUGUCCCAUCAUGCCUCGCUCUUUCUUGGUGAAGAAAGUCAAAUUGGACGAUUUCUCGGGUGCAGAUCUGGAUUAUCAUCACAGCCGGAGAGAAGCACUCAGUCUGCGGUUCCAUCAUCAUGAUAAAGGCUAUGUCAGCGAUUAUCUCAGUCCGUCUCCUUAUGACGAUGUGGUGGGAAGUGACUCAUCUGUCAUCUCUAAAGUACCCUCCCCUGGCCCCCCGUCAAUCAUCUAUAGCCGCAUCGACGAUACCUAUUCUGGUAUCCACGGUGAUAUCCAUGGCGAUUCGGACCAGCCGGACAGCCCGCGGUCUGAGGUUUCAUCAUCAGCUGGCGGCUACAUCAAUGGGGAUGCCGCCGUGAGCGAGGGAUACACAGUGGACACGUUCUUUAUCAUGGACGGACGAUCGCGGAGGAAAUCCGCGGAGAACCCCAAAGGGACCAUUCAGAGGCACACCUGCAGCGAGUGCGGCAAAACAUACGCCACGUCCUCCAACCUGAGCCGGCACAAGCAGACGCACAGGAGCAUAGACAGCAAGAUGGCCAAGAAGUGCCCCACGUGCGGGAAGGUCUACGUCUCCAUGCCCGCGAUGGCCAUGCACCUGCUGACCCACGACCUCAAGCACAAGUGCGACGUGUGCAGCAAGGCGUUCAGCCGGCCGUGGCUGCUGCAGGGCCACAUGCGCUCUCACACGGGCGAGAAGCCGUUCGGGUGCGCGCACUGUGGCAAGGCGUUUGCCGACCGGUCAAACCUGCGCGCUCACAUGCAGACGCACUCGGCCUUCAAGCACUACAAGUGUAAACGGUGUGACAAGACGUUUGCGCUCAAGAGUUACCUGAACAAGCACUACGAGUCGGCGUGUUUCAAGGGGGCUUUCUCCCCUAUUAGCUCAGUGGGGGAAUGAUGGAUGCAGAACUUUUUUGUUAAUUUAAAUCAGAUUCUACUGGCUUCGCUCCCUACUUUUCCUGCUUUCCCCAACAAGAAGACCAGAACGCUCGAGCACUACACUGCUAGAAAGGAGUAUUUUUUCUCCGCAAGGAUCAUGAGGCAACGGCAAAAAUAGAUUGAGGACGAGUCCACUUUUAUCAAGACCCUCCAAUCCCUCCUUUGUCUCCUCUUUCCUCAUCUGGAAGUGGAGUGAAAAGUUUCCGACGCUUGAUUUAGAUCGCCACCUGCUUCGAUAAGAUACUUCUGAGGCUGUUUUGAGUAUCUGUGAAGAUAAAUAAAGCACAGCACAUCUAGCUCAUCAUUUUAUGAAGAUACCUAGAUCUAUUUAUGUCCAUAUCUAUCCUCGUCCCUCUGUUUUUUUUUUCAUGACGAAAUGACACUAAAGCACAAUCCCUCCCCCCCCAUCUCUUCUGUCUUUCUGUGACAGGAAUAUCACAGGAGUUUAAAGCAUGAAUCACAUCUUCAGUUUUCUUGCAAAGAGAUUCAAUGAACUUUCAUAUUUAAUGCUUUUUUUAAAAAACAAACAAUCUAAGGAUACUUCUGGUGUCAUGCUUUUGGUGAAGCUGACCUUGGACUGAACUUAUAAGGAGAUAAAGCAUCAAAACAAAGAAAGCACACAGCAUUUGUUCUCUGCAAGUAAACAAAAUACUUGUAAAGUUUUUCCUUUACACUAGUGACAUGCUUUGCCUGCUGUAUACUGUGCUGGCUACUGACACAUCCACACCGAACUAUGAGGGAAAUAUAAUGCACAAACCUUCCAUAACAUGGUCGGUAUUGCAAAGUACACCUUUCUAGUGGGGAAAUCUUUUUUUCUUUAAACCAAUGUCUUAAAUGGGCACAGACGUACAAGCUGUUUUUAUUUUUUUGAAGUUAUUUUUGGCAUUUUGUGCUUUACUUGACAGUAAACCGUGGAAAGUGAGAGACAAACUGGACUUUCAUGGCUGAAAACUCCCACUGAUCCACUAGGGUAGUCCUUAACAAACAGUGUUUUCCUAUACAACCUAAAUUUGUUAUAAAUCUUAAUCUGUUAUUUAUUUUUACUUGUCAGCGUCAGACGAGGAUACGGACAUUCAAAAUGUCCUGAUUUUCCUCAAAAGGUCAAACCUUUCUCAAGUGUUAUGAAAUGGUGUAUUUGUUGCCAGUGGGCCACACAGUAUUCAGCUUUUUUUAUGUGUCUAUUUAUUGCCUAAUUUAUUUAUUUAUUCCUAUGUUUUUCUAAAUGUAUUGAUUUUGCACUUUACUUUGUUAUAUUUUGCCUUUGUUACAAAUAUGCCAAAGCAUUUGACACUUUCUAAUUACCGAAUACCUUUUUACUUUUGUCCGCCACUUUAAUUAUGAAAAACUACUGCAUGCAAAAAAAAUAACAAUAGCCUAAUAAUGGAAUCUAUGCCAAUUUUAUGAACCUUUGGGAUAUUUUGCCAAACCUCUUAGAUAACAGGCAAAUUAAGCAAAUUUCUUGUCUUGGGCAAUAUUUCAUUCAUAUCCGAUAGAGCAAUAAUGCAUGAUAUUUUUGAAGAGACGCGAGUCAUAACUGCUUGUAACAUCUUGAUUUUUUUCAAGUACCACUAUUCUAUGUAGUUAUGAGAAAUGAAAUUUCAGGGAGUUUAGCAAACCAAGUUAGUGUUAAAUAUGGAGGGUUGGGUUAAGAGCUCUGUAUUUAGAGGGAUUGUGACACCAGUGUGAUUCUUUGAGGCUUUCUCCAGGGACUUCUGUGACUGUAAAGUGUUUGAACAGAUCAAAUUAGAGUCAGUUUUCCAAUCUCUGCUGAUUUAACAUGUAAUAUUCUCUAAAACAAUUGCCUCCUAGUUAUAAUUCUAUCUUGGCAUCAUUAGCUUGUUGACAAUUACGUCUGUAUGAGCAUUAGGAGCUGUUGGUGCUUCCAGGGAUUCACACAGAUGGCACAACUCCUUUAGGUGGAAGGCUUUGGGUUGGGUCGGGACGGGUCUUUUUGUACAUGGUUUAUGCACUGCCUGCCUCGUAUUAUUACUCUAAAAUAUUGUAGAAAGUAGAACCGUAGGCCUCUGGUGCUGAAACAUGUAAAUCCCAGAACAAGAAGAGAAGUCUUGGUACUUUGUGUGUUUCUGGUUUGAAUUGUUGAACAGGUGAAAACACAACUUUACAACAGCUGUGGUGCUGAACGUGCGGCUCUUUUUUUAACCCUCCUUGAGCAGGUCCCUGCUUGAGGUUUUAAUCAGUGACAAAGAUGAAAUUUCCUCCUAUGAUUUGGUCAAAAUCAGUGAGCUCUCUUCUCAUUUUGAAUCCCAUCAAAAGAUCAGUUUUGCUCCCUGGCUCUACAUAAGAUAUUAAUUCGCAAACUCCAUGUGAGGACUCAAGAGCCAUAGCUUGUUUUUCUUUCCAUCAUCUCAGGCUGUUGUGAGGUUGUUGUGGCGAUCCCCAAUGCAAUUAUAAGGAUUGUUGAGAAAGAAGAGAAGACGUCUGGUCAAUAUUUCAGCACCGGAGCGCACCGACAAACACUUAGAUUCUACUAUGAACUACUGUAGCCUACUAUAGCCACAAGCUAGUUUACCUAUUCUUAUAUAAAAGCACUUCCUGUUACGAAGUAUAUCUUACAACCUUUCUUUUUUUGUUCAAAGAUAGUAGCACAAUGAAAGAGUUUAGAUUCAGGUAGACAAUGCCUUGUAUGUAGAAAUAACAACCUCUUUCUCCUUUUUCUACGAUGAUGAAUCAAAGGUAAAAACAACAACAAAGAUGCUGAAAUAACACAGACUGUGUUGUCCUUAAUAAAUAACACAUGGAAAUAUGCUUUAAAAUGACACACGGUAUAAAUGGACACCUUUAUUACAUGUUGUGUCUUUUUUCAGCAUAUUUGUGUGAGAGCAUCUUCACCACACCUUUUUUAAGAGUGAAUGAAAACUCGACUAUUUUGCGGCAAGAGGCCUUGUAAAUAAGCACUGAUGUGACUUUGGAGUCCGAUUAUUUCUACAGAUCAGUAUUGAGUGACAGUGACGAUGAUGAUGAUGAUGAUGAUGGUGGUGAUGAUGGUUAUGAUGGUGAUGAAUUUUUCUGGAGCUUCCUGCUUUGUUUUGAGUUCUUCCUCUGAGGUUUUUUUUGGACCUCCAGUGGUGGUUUGAAACAAUGUAAAGCACAAAGACAACACUGGGCAUUUUGUUUCACUUCCUAAAUAAAAACUAGUUUAAAAAA
This is a messenger RNA of Sebastes umbrosus (honeycomb rockfish), 4130 nucleotides long. RefSeq names its product transcriptional repressor scratch 1-like. Lineage: Eukaryota; Metazoa; Chordata; Actinopteri; Perciformes; Sebastidae. The record is from RefSeq and is a predicted model, not a curated record. Bases 31 to 924 code for a protein of 297 amino acids. Gene Ontology annotation, molecular function: RNA polymerase II cis-regulatory region sequence-specific DNA binding; DNA-binding transcription factor activity, RNA polymerase II-specific. Gene Ontology annotation, biological process: regulation of DNA-templated transcription. The transcript is spliced from 2 exons.